Oppiella nova is the source of this 714-nucleotide messenger RNA. The record is from the annotation of a GenBank genome assembly. NCBI's taxonomy places the organism in Eukaryota, Metazoa, Arthropoda, Arachnida, Sarcoptiformes, Oppiidae.
GUUUCGUUAAACUCUUGUGAGAUUUGAUUGAAACGAGAAAUGAGUGCCGAAGUGAUCGCUGGACUGAAGCUGACUGCGGCUCAGCGCAAGAAUGGUGCGAAUGGGAGGAACCCGAAGUGCGCCCGAUGUCGGAAUCACGGCCAAGUCGUGCCUCUCAAAGGCCACAAAAGGAAGUGUAGGCAUAAGCACUGCACGUGUGAAAAAUGCAUACUAAUUGCCGAGAAACAGAAGAUUAUGUCCGCGCAGAUUUCACUCAGAAGAGAACAACAACAACAGGAAGACGAGACUCACAAUGAGUUAGAAGAGCUUCCCGAAGGAGGGGCCCCAGCAGCAGGUCCACGAGGUCUAGGAGGAGGCCCGGGAGGAGGGCCGUCAAAUUCCUCGACCGACUCGAACCAAACCAAUGCACAACCAAAGAGUGCCAAAAGUAGAGACAAAGCACAGGACGUCAUAGACAUAGACGUGGACUCCGACUUUGAAGAUGACGAUGACAUGGAUUCCAACUCCUUCUCGAAUCCCAAUUCUAACUCUUCUGACAGCGCCGAUUCUGGUUCAGACUCCGAUGAAAGUAAGACCCAAAAAAAAGUGGGGAAACUGAAGAAACUUUUGGAGAAAAGGGGUUUAGUUCCCAAUGACUGCGUCUAUUACUUAUUGUCUACUAUUUUGUACGACAAUAACAAGAAUGUUAAGAAAUCCGCUCAAAAGAUAUUCAAA